Messenger RNA from Ochotona princeps (American pika), 2094 nucleotides. RefSeq names its product heterogeneous nuclear ribonucleoprotein H1 (gene HNRNPH1). The record is from RefSeq and is a predicted model, not a curated record. Gene Ontology annotation, cellular component: nucleoplasm; ribonucleoprotein complex. Gene Ontology annotation, biological process: regulation of RNA splicing. Bases 54 to 1472 code for a protein of 472 amino acids. The transcript is spliced from 13 exons. Gene Ontology annotation, molecular function: RNA binding. NCBI's taxonomy places the organism in Eukaryota, Metazoa, Chordata, Mammalia, Lagomorpha, Ochotonidae.
GGCCAGGCCUCACGGCGGCAGGCUGCGUGGACGCCGGCAUCCGCGAGGAGACGAUGAUGUUGGGCACCGAGGGCGGCGAGGGCUUCGUGGUGAAGGUGCGCGGCCUGCCCUGGUCGUGCUCGGCCGACGAGGUGCAGCGGUUCUUCUCCGACUGCAAAAUUCAAAAUGGGGCUCAAGGUAUUCGAUUCAUCUACACCAGAGAAGGCAGACCCAGUGGCGAGGCUUUUGUUGAACUUGAAUCAGAAGAUGAAGUCAAAUUGGCCCUGAAAAAAGACAGAGAAACUAUGGGACACAGAUAUGUUGAAGUAUUCAAGUCAAACAACGUUGAAAUGGAUUGGGUGUUGAAGCAUACUGGUCCAAAUAGUCCCGACACGGCCAAUGAUGGCUUUGUACGGCUUAGAGGACUCCCCUUUGGAUGUAGCAAGGAGGAAAUUGUUCAGUUCUUCUCAGGGUUGGAAAUCGUGCCAAAUGGGAUAACAUUGCCGGUGGACUUCCAGGGGAGGAGUACGGGGGAGGCCUUCGUGCAGUUUGCUUCACAGGAAAUAGCUGAAAAGGCUCUAAAGAAACACAAGGAAAGAAUAGGGCACAGGUAUAUUGAAAUCUUUAAGAGCAGUCGUGCUGAAGUUAGAACACACUAUGAUCCCCCUCGGAAGCUUAUGGCCAUGCAGCGGCCGGGCCCCUAUGACAGGCCUGGGGCUGGCAGAGGUUAUAACAGCCUUGGCAGAGGGGCUGGUUUUGAGCGGAUGAGACGCGGUGCUUACGGUGGAGGCUAUGGAGGCUAUGAUGAUUACAAUGGCUAUAACGAUGGCUAUGGAUUUGGGUCAGAUAGAUUUGGAAGAGACCUCAAUUACUGUUUUUCAGGAAUGUCUGACCACAGAUAUGGGGAUGGUGGCUCCACUUUCCAGAGCACCACAGGGCACUGUGUGCAUAUGCGGGGAUUGCCUUACAGAGCAACUGAGAAUGACAUUUAUAAUUUUUUCUCACCCCUCAACCCUGUGAGAGUACACAUUGAAAUUGGUCCUGAUGGCAGAGUAACUGGUGAAGCAGAUGUUGAGUUUGCAACUCAUGAGGAUGCUGUGGCAGCUAUGUCAAAAGACAAAGCAAAUAUGCAACACAGAUAUGUAGAACUCUUCUUGAAUUCUACAGCAGGAGCAAGCGGUGGUGCAUACGAACACAGAUAUGUAGAACUCUUCUUGAAUUCUACAGCAGGAGCAAGCGGUGGUGCUUAUGGUAGCCAAAUGAUGGGAGGCAUGGGCUUGUCAAACCAGUCCAGUUAUGGUGGCCCAGCCAGCCAGCAGCUGAGUGGAGGUUACGGAGGGGGCUAUGGCGGCCAGAGCAGCAUGAGUGGCUACGGUAGCCAAGGAACAGUGAACAGCAGCUACUACAGUAGUGGAAGCCGUGCAGCGGUGGGCGUGAACGGAAUGGGAGGGCUGUCUGGCGUGUCCAGUGUGAGUGGUGGCUGGGCAAUGUAAUUGAUCCCGACCACUCGCUCUUGGUCAGCUUUUUUAAAAGGAAAAAUACAACUUCAGUUUAACAGUUUCUGCAACACUAGCUUGUGGUUUAUGCUUAUUUUAAAAGUGGAAAUCAAGAUUGUUUCGAAGACAAGGUUCACUAUUUUUGAACAUGAGUCAUCUGGGAUGUAACAGCUAAGCUAGCUAUGUAACUGUUAAAGUAACUCUCAGCUUUUCUCAAGUUAGUUAUAUUGUAGGGUGUACUUCAGCAGUAAAUGUAUUUAGGUUAAAGCAGUUGAAUUAUGUUAAAUGUUGCUCUUAUACCACAUUACAUCAAACAUUGGAUGCAUGUUGAAGGACAUGCUUUUUUUUUUUUGUAAAACUAGGAGCUGUGUCUACAAUAAAAAGUGAAACAUUUGGCAUGUUUGUUAAUUCUAGUUUCAUUUAAUAACCUGUAAGGCACGUAAGUUUUAAGCUUUUCUAAGUUAACCGAAAAGUUGAGACACAAUACUAGUACUUUAGGGUUUUGGUCUUGGUGUUUGAAGUUCUGAGGCUUUGAUUUAAAUCUUUCAUUGUAUUGUGAUUUCCUUUUAGGUGUAUUGCGCUGAGUGAAACUUGUCAAAUAAAUCUUUUAAAAACUGCA